CGGUCUCUCUCCAAUAAAUUGCCUGCUGGGCCCUAAGCCUUAAGCCACAGAACGGAACGGCUAACUCUGACACCCAUAGGGUUAAAUCCUGAAACCACUUCCCAGUUCCCACUCCCCUCUCAGUCCCUCUUCUCAAAGAAAGCUGGACGCUGUCCCAGCUGCUUACUGCAGCCACAUGCCUGAAGACGGAGCAGCAGUUGAGGAGCAAGCCAUGAAUACCUUCCCUCCAAAAGAGUCCAAGGAAACCCUCUUUGCACUCGUUUCCCCAGACGGGGAAGUACCCCGGUCCUCAAGCCCUCCAAAGAAAACAGCUUUGAAAAUAUGUGGCUCUAACUACCCCCUGAGUAUUGCCUUCAUCGUGGUGAAUGAGUUCUGUGAACGAUUCUCCUACUAUGGCAUGAAAGCUGUCCUGACACUUUACUUUUUGUACUUCUUGCACUGGAGUGAAGACACUUCUACAUCCGUUUACCAUGCCUUCAGCAGCCUCUGCUAUUUCACCCCUCUUUUGGGAGCUGCCAUGGCUGACUCUUGGUUGGGAAAGUUCAGGACAAUCGUCUACCUCUCUUUGGUGUAUGUGCUGGGCCACUUGAUCAAGUCUUUGGGUGCAUUGCCAGUCGUGGGAGGACAUUUAGUUCACACGGUUCUAUCCAUGAUUGGCCUCUUCCUGAUCGCACUGGGGACAGGAGGUAUCAAACCCUGUGUAGCAGCCUUUGGUGGAGACCAGUUUGAAGAUGAACAUGUAAAUGAAAGGAGCAAGUUCUUCUCAGUUUUCUAUCUGUCCAUCAAUGCAGGGAGUUUGAUCUCCAUGUUUGUCACACCCAUGCUGAGAGGUGAUGUAAAGUGCUUUGGAGGAGAUUGUUAUGCAUUAGCUUUUGGGGUCCCAGGAAUGCUAAUGAUACUAGCACUUGUUGUAUUUGUUCUUGGAAGUAAGAUGUAUAAAAAGCCUCCCCCUGAAGGAAAUAUAGUGGCUCAAGUCUCCAAAUGUAUCUGGUUUGCUAUUUCAAACCGCCUGAAGAACCGCUCCAGGGAAAUUCCAAAGAGAAAGCACUGGCUGGACUGGGCUGAGGAAAAGUAUCCGAAGCAGCUCAUUUUGGAUGUGAAGGCACUGACUCGUGUGUUGUUCCUUUAUAUUCCACUGCCAAUGUUCUGGGCUCUUUUGGAUCAGCAGGGCUCUCGGUGGACUCUGCAAGCAACUAGAAUGAAUGGUAACAUGGGAUUUUUCGUGUUUCAGCCUGACCAGAUACAGGUGCUGAAUCCCCUUCUGGUGCUUAUCUUCAUCCCCAUGUUUGAUCUAGGACUCUACCCUCUGAUCAAGAAGUGUGGAAUCAACUUAACGUCUAUUAGGAAAAUGGCAGCUGGCAUGAUCCUGGCAUCUCUAGCAUUUGCAAUCGCAGCAGCUGUUGAGAUCAAGAUAAAUGAACUAACCCCACACAAGCCAGGAGGCAAAGAGGUUUACUUGAGGAUCCUGAAUCUAGCAGAUGAUGAAAUUAAAGUGGAAUUAAUGGGUUAUCAGAACAAGUCUCUGUUUCCAGAGCCCAUCAAGCCCUUUCAGCAAACAAGCCAUUCCAAAAUGAUCCUGACAAUGGAGAGGCAACAUUUUCACUUCCAGCUGUUGUAUCACAACAUGUCUAUUAUCAUCAACGAACAUGUCAUGGAAGAGAAGAACAAAUACAGUUUGGUCAUCCAUGGAAAACAAAGUAGAAUUUCCAAUAUCCUUAUGAAAGAUGCAGUAACCUCAACAGCCAAUGGGAUGGCAGCUGUGAGGUUUAUUAACACCCUGGAUAAAGACAUUAACAUCACGCUAAACAGAGAUGUGUCCGUCAGUGUUGGUCAAAACUAUGGCAUCUCUUCCUAUAAAAUCUUGGAAAGAGGAAAAUACCAUAAUGUGUUAUGUAGGAUGGGAGACAAGGAGCUCUUCUUGGAUCUGGGGCUACUCGACUUUGGUGCAGCAUACAUGGUUGCCAUUACUAAUAGUUCUAAUCAACAUCUCCAGGCAUGGAAAAUUGAAGAUAUUUCACCCAAUCAAAUGUCCAUUGCAUGGCAGUUGCCACAGUAUGUAAUAGUCACUGCAAGUGAAGUUAUAUUUUCUAUCACAGGGCUUGAGUUCUCCUAUUCCCAGGCUCCCCCCAGCAUGAAGUCAGUGCUACAAGCAGCCUGGCUCCUAACAGUGGCCAUCGGCAAUAUUAUUGUACUUGUUGUCGCACAGACAAGUGCCUUGGUGCAGUGGGCUGAAUUUAUCUUGUUUUCUGGUCUCCUGCUUAUUAUCUGUCUCAUCUUCUCCAUCAUGGGCUACUACUACAUCCCUGUGAAGCCAGAAGAUGCUUAUAGUUUAGAGGACACAACGUCUUCCCAUAUCAAAGGGGACGCAAACGAUCUUGUGUCCAAGAAAACAAAGCUCUGACUGUUCCUUUAGUUCUAUUCCAAGCCUUUUUUUACUUGUCCUAAUCAAUUUAACUCUUCUCUAGUCUUGGCUACAUCCAUCACUAAGCAUCCUUCUUCCCGGUGGGCCAGGCCAAAGAAACAGCACCAGUCUCAUCAGAGACCCUGACCUCUGGCUGAGUUUUAUCCUGCCCUUCUGGGAACAGAAGCCCUGGAGGAGAGACCCACUGCACACUUGAGCAAGGAAUCCAACCACUCCAUACCUCAGUCCAGUCACCUAUUCAUGGAAAAUACAGUCUGUCAUACAUUGUUUUGGUGAACUUGGGACAGAUAGAUGGUUAUUCCUCGUGUGUCUAAAAUAAUGUGAAGAACAUAAUCUACCAUGUGUUAUUGUGUAACUGUGACAUUCUUCUGUGUGUAAAUGCGCACCGUUGAGGGAGAAGAGGGAUAUAUACCUGUGUUUGCCAUUUGGAACAUUGCCAAACAUACCUGGUCCUCUGGUCAUUUAACUUUGUACUGUCUGACCCUGGAUUUCUGUUGGUACAAUAGGAUGUCUUGGGCUUAAGUAAACUGACUUAUCCUAAUUAAGGCAUGGGAGAUAAUUGUUAUUCAUACAGUCUACUGAAGAUGCUAAGAGGGUACAAUUUUUAAAAAGUCCUCUUACUUCCAUCUUUAGAAUCAAUACUAUGUUUCUUUCCAAGGCAGAAGAGCAAGAAGGGCUAGGAAAUGGGGGGUAACGUGACUUGCCCAGAGUCACACAGUGACGAAGUAUUUGAGACCAAGACCUCCUGUCUCUAGGUCUUGCUUUAAAUCCAUUGAGCCACUCAAAUAUCCCCUAGGAUACAAUUGAAUAACAGUUUAUACCACUUCACAGUUUAUAGCUGUGUGGUAGGUAGAUUAAUGAUAGAAUGUUAGCUUUUUAACUUCUGAUGGAGGAAAGAAUUUGUAAGUGACUAGGAUGUCUAUAUCCCAAGAGAGAUAGAGGAGACAUGGAAAGAGCUGUGUUUCAGGAUCUGAGUGAUGGGGCCCCUGCACAGUUUCUUCACAGCAGAAAUUCACUCUGAUUCUCUAGCAGAGAGAAUAAAAAGGCAGAAAACAUUGAUUCUGCGUAGCCACAUGAAGGUGAGAAGUAUAAUCAUGUGUGUGCUGGAGUUCAGAAGACACAGUGAUUAAAAACCAGCUAGAUGGGAAGGGAUUUUGUGCCUAAGAGAGAAGGACUAAAAAUAUUGUUGCCAGAGAAAAAACCCAAGUCAAGUUAAAUUUCAUAAUUUCAAUGCUGAGCAAUGAAUCUUAUAAACAACUAGGAAGCUUUCAGCUAUGAAAGUCUUCAUAAUUAUAAUGACAAUAAAGGAUUCAAAACUA
Monodelphis domestica (gray short-tailed opossum) is the source of this 3741-nucleotide messenger RNA. It is a transcript of the gene SLC15A2, whose product is annotated as solute carrier family 15 member 2. The record is from RefSeq and is a predicted model, not a curated record. Gene Ontology annotation, biological process: oligopeptide transport; transmembrane transport. NCBI's taxonomy places the organism in Eukaryota, Metazoa, Chordata, Mammalia, Didelphimorphia, Didelphidae. Gene Ontology annotation, molecular function: oligopeptide transmembrane transporter activity. Gene Ontology annotation, cellular component: membrane.